Molecule: messenger RNA, 2455 nt
Organism: Salvia splendens (bonfire salvia)
Lineage: Eukaryota; Viridiplantae; Streptophyta; Magnoliopsida; Lamiales; Lamiaceae
Exons: 3
Coding region: 1313-1969 (218 amino acids)
Source: RefSeq, a predicted model, not a curated record
UGUCUCCCCCAAACGAAAAUGGCGUGCCUUUCUCCCUCUCACUAUCCUCCACCUCUCGCGGCUUUUGUCUCACACUCCGCCGCGGCAUACCACUACUGUUACCAUCCUUCCGCUCCACUCUCCAAAUCCACCGUCCCUUACCACUGCUCUCCUCUCCGACCUCAAAUCUCUUCUUCAACUCUCUUCCACCGCCCUCCAUUCUCUCAAUCGUCGCCUCCUCAACUGCCGUCGGAGAUUUGGGCAAUUCGUAGUGAAAUUGAAUCGAGCGGCAUUUUUGCGCUCUAUUCUGAGGGUUAUUGUUAAGGAGGCUGUUGAACUGGCAGGAUGGAGAGAUGAAGGAAAUGGAGAAAGCUUUGCGGGGGGUUGGGGAAUCGGUGUACUGAAUGCCCGGUUUUAGUUAGAGUGAUGGUGAAUGUAUUGUAUGGUGAAGUUAAUGGGAAGAAUUUUGCCAUUAAUUUGUUGAAGGACCUCUGCAUCGCAUGCUUCGUAUUUUUCUUUGAAGGGGUGCAAAGUGUUAGAUCAAUUGAUAGGAGAAAGAGAGAGCAUAGAAUGUGUAACAGUUGGCAACAGUAUGAUUUUCAUCUCUUAAAUGGUUACAUGAACGCGCUUUUAUUGAAGAUAAGAUCAAAGCAUUGCGUACCAACGGUAUAUUUUGGUUGUGUUCUGCUUUAAGUUUGUAUCUUGUUUUGCGUUUAUUUUGUUUUUGGUAUAUAUAGAUUGAUUAUGUGUUUCAAUGUGCUUUCUAUUUUUAUUAAACUGGAGAAACACUUCAUCGUGGAAAGCUAUAGGUCGAACUGCAGUGAAGUGAACUUUUUUCGUGUUUUCCAUAGGACUACAUUCUUCAGAAUUUUGGCUCUGGAGUUGGAGAAUUAUGAAGUUAGUGAUGUUGUUUGAUGACAAGCUUAAUGAAUUCACCUUGCUUUCUGUAAUUUUUUGGUCUUAAUCCCAUCCUUGAGGUUGAGGCUCCUUUCUGUUGGUAAUCUUCUUGCAGUAGUGUGGAUGGAACAUGCUCAUCUGUCCAAGCUAACGAGGUUGUUCAAAGCUGAAGCAUAAAGCUGUGGAGAACUUUUUGUGAUGAAUCAUGAAGACACAGGCUAAUCCAUCACGAAGGAAGUAGAACCCUGGAUGAGAUCGCGAGAGGCUAUUUGGAUGAGUUGAUCAAUCGAAACAUGGUUCAAAUCAAGGAUUUAAUGCUGGAUGGCCGCGUUAGAAACUGCCAUUUACAUGAUCUCUUCCGAGAAGUGUGUUUGGAGAAAGCAAAGAUGAAAUAGGGUUUCAGAUCAUCGAGAAGGGGAAGGAGAAGGAGGAGGCGAUGAAGAGGACGACAAAGCCUCGUCAUCGCAUUCUCUAUGGUCAGAACCUCGACACAGUGUCGAGGGACCAUACCCGCCAUCUCCGCUCUCUGUUCAUCAUCAAUUCCCAUUCCGAUGGCUUCAGCGAUGUCUGUGUGAAUACCCCAUUUCGUUUCUGGAAGAGUUUUCAGUUGCUCGAGAUACUCUACCUUGAAGGCGUUGGUUGGCGGAGUUUCCCUCACUCGUUCCGCUCGUUGAUCGGGUUGAGGUACCUAAGAAUACAGUCCGUAACCGCUGAUCAGCGGAUCCAGAUCCCGGGGUGGUUCGGCCACCUCGAGAAACUCGAGAUUCUCGACGUGGGGAGCGAGAAUCUCGAGUUACCGCACGCCACUCCCGUGAUGGAGCAGCUGCGCUACUUCAGCGCAGCUCACGUCCACGGACUGACAACGAUGGAGAGCUUGAAACACGUGGAGACUCUGAGAUACCUCAGCGUGGAUGAUUUGCUACGGUGCACGUCUCCCUCGACCUGUCCUGUUCGAGAAUUGGGUCUGUUUCUCGACCAGGAGAGAGAUGGAAACGUGCUCAAGAGAGCGAGGGUGUCGAUGGAAGAGAUGACGAAUCUCGUGAAGCUUGAGCUGACGUGGGAUCUGUCGCUGGCUCGAUCGAGCCAGCGAUGAUCCCUCAUCUGGCGGGCCUCACGAAGCUGAAGCUGCGGGGCAGGAUGAGGUGGUGCCCGGAUCCGGGCGUUUUCCCGCCGAAUCUGACGCUCGUGGAGACGUUUGGGAGGAGGAUCCGAUGACGGAGCUGGGAAAGCUGCAGAAGCUGGAGUACCUGAAGUUAAGUGGCUACGUGUGCUUGGGCGAGAGGAUGAGAGUGUUGCGUGGGGGCUUCCUCGGCCUCAAAGGGCUUUCUUUCCAUUAAGGAUAUGUAUUUGUUGAAAGGGAUUGAUGUGGAAGAAGGUGGAAUGCCGCAACUCAAUUUGCCCCACCGAAUUCUUGCAUCAUUGUCAUCCAUGAAGACGGUGGUAUAAUCUUGUUACUAAUGAUAUCCCAGUGCAAUGUUUAUUGUGUUUUGAAGUGAAUGCGUGCUUCCGAAAUUCUAUGUUUUCUACUUUCUUGUGCUUAGAUAACUUCAUUGUAAUGAGAGUUUAUUUUCAGCUUUUC